UCAGCAUGCCAUUUGCACUUCCCGCGUACAGACGACAAAGAGGAGAGGCUCGCGCGUAAAAGAAGAACUCGAGGAAGCAGAAUGGACCUCAGAGAAUUUCAGUCACUUCCUUCGCUUGAGGGUCUUCCAAGCGGAGAACACGCUCAACGGCCAUCACUUAUCAUCAUAGGCGUCGCCACCGUCGUAGUAACCAUCGUGCUCAUCAUCAUCGUGUCCCUGGUGACGCCCUUCCGCACCGGCUACGACAGCGCCGCAGGUUUCAGAUAUCCGAGGCUCACAAUGGCCCCAGGCAACAGCACAGAAACGCGCGCAAGGGAUGAUGUUUCCCUGACCAAGUUCCAAGGACCGCCCGAAAGUGACGUGACGACUUCUCCGGACACAUGACGAUGACUUCCCAUUUUAGAUGUCGCAAUUUUCUUUUUUUCAGUUUCAUCGUCUAUGCUACGAACAUACAACAUUAACUACUGAGAUGUAUCUAGCCUGGAAAAAAUCAUUUUGUACUAAUCCUCGCAUUGAGCCACAUCGCGAGUGCCAUUAUACGAGAUGCAUGGGUUUAGCCUCUAUAGGGUAGGGGAGGGGAGGCUUAGCCCGCGCGAAUAAAGCUAGCAACCGGA
This is a messenger RNA of Ornithodoros turicata, 614 nucleotides long. RefSeq lists its product as uncharacterized. The record is from RefSeq and is a predicted model, not a curated record. The transcript has 4 exons. Lineage: Eukaryota; Metazoa; Arthropoda; Arachnida; Ixodida; Argasidae. Bases 82 to 384 code for a protein of 100 amino acids.